Molecule: messenger RNA, 2516 nt
Organism: Zootermopsis nevadensis
Lineage: Eukaryota; Metazoa; Arthropoda; Insecta; Blattodea; Termopsidae
Gene: Hacd2
Product: 3-hydroxyacyl-CoA dehydratase 2
Biological process (GO): sphingolipid biosynthetic process; very long-chain fatty acid biosynthetic process; fatty acid elongation
Cellular component (GO): endoplasmic reticulum membrane
Molecular function (GO): 3-hydroxyacyl-CoA dehydratase activity
Source: RefSeq, a predicted model, not a curated record
UCCUAACCUCUUCGUAAAGUACUUUGGUGUCGAUCUCAGAAUCGCAAAAAUUGUAGCCAUUUAUUUUAUAAUGGUUAUUAGCUGUUGGUGGAAAGAUGAUUGAGCAACUGCUUUCAAAAUUCAUAAUGUGAGCAUGCUUAACAAAACACAUUUUAACCCACUCCUGCGCCGUGACUGCAGUAAUCUCGGUUUGGAGUCUGGAUAAGGAGAUUGGAUAUCAUUUCACUUUGUACUUGUGUGCUUCGUCUAGUGGUUUUCCGGCCCCUCCAUGCAAACAGCACCUUAAAAUUAGGAUUGUGUUCUAAGACCAUGGCAGAACUCAGCCCAUUUGUAUAUUGGGCCCAAACAGAAAAUAAUGUUUCUCUGAAGGUGGAUCUUAAAGAUGUGAAGAUUCCAGAUGUUGCUUUAGCAGAGAAGAAACUACACUUUUCUGCUCAUGGUUAUGGGGCGAAGGGACAGCAUAGUUAUGGUUUUGUUUUGGAUUUCCAUUCAUCAAUUGAUCCUGAGGAAAGUAAAUUUAAGGUGACAGAUAGACAAGUGGAGUUUGAUUUGAAGAAAACUACAGCUGGGUGGUGGCCAAGAUUGACUGCUGCACCCCAGAAACCUGUAUGGUUAAAGAUUGAUUUUGACCGAUGGAAGGUGGAAGAUGAUGUUGAUGAUGAAGAGCCAAGAGACGUAAUGGGUGACUACCCAGACCUUUAUGAAAAUCUUGUGAAGGAAGAACUUGGCUAUAGGAAAGAAGACCUUAAGAAAGUAUACUUAGUUUUCUACAACCUGUGUCAAUUUGUUGGCUUUACAUAUAUCGUAACUGUGAUGGCAGUUCGCUACUACAGAGAUGGACCAGAUUCAAUGGAAGGAACGUAUGAAGCAGUGGGAGGUGCAAUGAAAUUCUGUCAGUUGAUGCAGUUCCUAGAAGUAAUGCAUCCUCUGUUUGGUUAUACUAAAGGAGGUGUAAUUACACCACUUAUACAGGUACUUGGUCGAAGCACUGUCCUGUUUUGCAUGAUAGAGGCUGAGCCCAGAAUGUGGCAGAAACCUGUUGUCUUUUAUCUCUUCCUCAUAUGGACUUUCGUAGAAUUGGUUAGGUAUCCAUACUAUAUCUGUCAGUUGUUCAAAAAGAAUCCUGGACUCCUUGUCUGGCUUCGGUAUACAAUAUGGAUACCUCUUUAUCCACUUGGCUUUUUGUGUGAAGGGGUUGUGAUUCUUAGAGAUAUUCCAUACUUUGAAGAAACACAGAGAUUUACAGUCUCUCUUCCAAAUUCAGUGAAUUUUGCUUUUCACUUUCCAACUGUCAUGAGGAUUUAUUUGCUUGUCCUCUUCUUUCCAGCUAUGUAUGUAAUGAUGACACAUAUGUACAAAGCUCGUGUCAAGAAACUGGGUCCAAAGAAAUGGAAAUCAAAAUUUAAUUAAAGCAAGAAGAACAAAUGUAAAUUUUUAUAUUUAGUAGUAAAAAGGAAGCUAAUGAGAAUGUGUAAUACAGUGACAGCUGUAUUUAUAUUUCUGUGGUGAUAUAUAAAUGCAACUUCAAAUCCUCUCCAGUUUCAGAUACUAGUGAAAUAAGGUUGUAGACGUACAUGACAAGCACGAUUCACUUUAUUACAUAUAACUUUUAAGAAAGUAAUGAACAAUAAACUGUGUCUUGAGUAGAGCACUUGGUGUGUUAUGGAAUUCGUGUCCAUUCAUAUUUGGAUUUCCUUAUUUCUGUUAAUGACAAUGUUUGCGUUGUUUGUACGAGCAAUUAAAUCUGUGGCGUAAGAGCCCUCUGAGAGCCAAAGCCGACUAGCUUGACUGCUGGCCUCACGUUCACAUGCCUAAGUAGAGGUGAACGAUCAUCCAACCAGAUACAGGGUGACUUGUACGAGCAAUAAUGUGGACAAAAUAUAUCGCAACUGCAGUUCAACAUAGUCAUAUUAAUGCAUGUAGUUAUUGAUGCUAGUCAGAUCAGAGCAUCCGAAUUUUUAAGAAAGAUUAUUUUAUAGAAUAAAUGGAGCAAAAAAUGCUUCAGAAUAUCUUGACCUCUGCAUAGUGAUUGCCUUAGUAGCCAUAAUUAUGUAAGAAACACCCAAAGGGUCUUGUUUGUCACUUUCACACACUCAGUUCAUACUUUAUUUCAUGAGAACAUGUUUUGGUCCAUUGUUGCCAGUCUAAAAAGUUAGAAAUGUUUUUUGCGUGUAAUAAUAUAAUGAGAAAAUAUGAUACCAGCUUUUAAACAUGAAGCAUAUUGAUAAAAUGUUUCUUUUCAUUUUAUGUUAUCAGAGUUGUGAUCUUUAAUUUUUCUGCAUUUAAGUUUUUAAGUAAACUUCUUUUUCAGGUUAUAUUUCUUACUGAAUAGCAGUAGGACAGGUAGGUUUGUAGUUAUAAGACUGAAGUAUAUGUAGUAAGAGAAUAAAGCCAUUAGAGAUAGUUAUAUUAGGAUGUGGUCCAGAAAAUCUUGGUAUUAGAUUGGCACAGCCUUCUGUAUAGAGAACGCAGUUCACUAAAUAAAUUAUAUGAAUAAAUAGCACAAGUCUUACCUU